AUGGCGACGCGCGUCGCGACGGAGACGCGCGCGGGCUCGGUGCGUCUCGACGCCUCCCCGCGCGCCGGGCGGCGCGAUUCCCCGACGACCGUCCCCCGUCCCCUUCGUCCGCCCCGCGCGUCGUCGACCGUCGACUCAUCGUCGUCGUCGCCGUCCCCCGACUCAUCUAUCUCAUCUCAUCUCUCGCAGAGCGAGUCGUCGUCGUACGACUCGGACGCGGAGGAGGAGCUGGAGCGCUUCGACGUCGACCCGUUCCAGAAGCCGCUCCCGAGGAUUGACGAGCAGCUGUUCUUCGCGCUGAGGGACGUCGCGCCGGAUCUCGUCGUGGGCGCGGUCGCGUCGGUGCGUAUCGCGCGACGACGCGAGGCGUUCGGUCGAUCGAUCUCGCGCCCCCGAUUCUGUUGUUAUCACACUGGUCCCCAUACGACCCCGUUCGCGUGGUGA
Molecule: messenger RNA, 444 nt
Organism: Micromonas pusilla CCMP1545
Lineage: Eukaryota; Viridiplantae; Chlorophyta; Mamiellophyceae; Mamiellales; Mamiellaceae
Exons: 1
Coding region: 1-444 (147 amino acids)
Source: RefSeq, a predicted model, not a curated record